This is a messenger RNA of Falco peregrinus (peregrine falcon), 3023 nucleotides long. It is a transcript of the gene CPSF7, whose product is annotated as cleavage and polyadenylation specific factor 7. Gene Ontology annotation, biological process: mRNA alternative polyadenylation. Gene Ontology annotation, molecular function: mRNA binding. Gene Ontology annotation, cellular component: mRNA cleavage and polyadenylation specificity factor complex. Lineage: Eukaryota; Metazoa; Chordata; Aves; Falconiformes; Falconidae. The record is from RefSeq and is a predicted model, not a curated record.
AGGGCAGCAGAGUAUCUCCGGUGCCUCACUGACCCUGUUCUCCCCCUGCUGCAGUGCACCUUCCGUCUUCCUGCCUCACCCCGGUCCCAGUCCGGGUUCCUGCUCCCACCUCUGGAAAUAUGUCCGAGGGAGUAGAUCUGAUUGAUAUCUACGCCGACGAGGAGUUCAACCAGGACUCUGAGUUCAGUAAUGCUGAUCAGAUGGACCUCUACGACGACGUGUUAGCAGCCAGCUCGCAGCCCCCCGAAAGCCGCACCAGCAGCUCGGAGGCACCCCCGGAGAUCCGACAGGAGCCACCCCCCAAGCCCAACAGCAAAUCUCCCGCCAUCCUGUACACCUACAGCGGGCUGCGCAAUAAGAGAGCUGCCGUCUAUGUGGGCAGCUUCUCCUGGUGGACGACUGACCAGCAGCUGAUCCAGACCAUCCGUUCGGUUGGUGUCUACGAUGUAGUGGAGCUGAAAUUCGCAGAGAACAGAGCCAACGGCCAGUCAAAAGGGUACGCAGAGGUGGUGGUUGCCUCUGAGAACUCGGUUCAUAAACUCCUGGAGCUUCUGCCUGGCAAAAUCCUCAAUGGGGACAAGGUGGAGGUGAGGCUGGCAACCCGGCAGAACCUGUCACAGUUCGAGGCGCAGGCUCGCAAACGUGUGCCGCCGAGGGCCCACUCCCGAGACUCCGUGGACUCAGUGGAUGGCCGUGCCACGCCGACAGAGAAUGCCUUGCCGCCUGCCCGUGUGGAGAAACCCCCCUCUGUCCUGCCUUUCUUCAACCGCCCCCCCGCUGCCCUGCCCCUCAUGGGGCUCCCCCCGCCGCCAAUGCCACCCCCACCACCCCUCUCCUCCGGCUUUGGCGUCCCCCCGCCCCCACCUGGCAUCCACUACCAGCAUCUCAUGCCCCCGCCGCCUCGACUGCCCCCCCACCUGGCUGUGCCACCCCCGGGAGCUGUCCCCCCUGCCCUGCACCUCAACCCCGCCUUCUUCCCCCCACCCAACGCAGCCCUGGGUCCUCCACCAGACACCUACGGCAAGGCAGUGGCCCCCUACAACCACAGCAGCCGGGAGCUCGGCCCGCCGCCUCCCCCUGUGAGCGAAGUGGAGUUUGAGGAGAUCAUGAACAGGAACCGAGCGAUCUCCAGCAGCGCCAUCUCCAAGGCAGUGUCUGGCGCCAGCGCAGGUGACUACAGCGACGCCAUCGAGACCCUCCUCACGGCCAUCGCUGUCAUCAAGCAGUCCCGCGUCGCCAACGAUGAGCGGUGCCGCGUCCUCCUCUCGUCCCUCAAAGACUGUCUGCACGGCAUCGAAGCCAAGUCCUACAGCACGGGCGCCAGCAGCAGCUCCUCCAGGAAAAGACACCGAUCUCGGGAGCGCUCUCCCAGCCGGUCCCGUGAAAGCAGCCGGCGACACCGGGACCUGCUCCACAGUGAGGAUCGGCACGAGGACUAUUUCCAGGAGCGGAACCGGGAGCAUGAGCGGCAUCGGGACAGGGACAGAGAGAGGGACCGGCACCACUGAGACAGGAAGUUUGGCAGUAAGUGGUUUUUAAUGGACUCGUAUCUCCUCACCUCGACCAGGACUACGUGACCGAGGCCGCUCUACACCCACCCCUGGGCCCCUUCCCCGCCACCCCCCAGCUCUCCGGGUGCCCAAGGAAAGCCGUGCCGUGCCCCGGCGGGACUCCCACCGACACCUCGUGGCCUUGGGGCCUGAGCCCUUGCCCGCACUCAACGCUGCCGCUGCUUCCUGGGGAGAGGCGGGGAGCCGGGGAACGCCUGGGCCGCCCUGCUCCGCUCUGUGGACACCCGGACCCAAAGAGAAAUGGUGCUUUUUUUCCAUGGAGAGAGGUUUGUGAGCCCUUUCAGGGGGUGGCUGGAGGGGAUGGACCCCUUGGCUUGGAGGCACACGGCUCCCGACCCCCUGCCUGGGUUCGCUGGAAGCGGUGCAGGGUCUUCUGCCACAUACCAUCCUCUGGCCUUGUCUGGAGACGCUCCUGUGCCCAUCAUCCCAGCAGUCCCAGCUCGGGACACGGUGCCACGCUCCUUUCUCUGCCCCUGCUGGAGAGGAAGCACAGCCUAUCCCCUCCGUGGGCCUGCUGUCCCUGCUCGCCCUCUCCACUCUGCCCAGGAGCAGCGUGCCGGGGCGCGGGGGCUGGGGCUGAGCUGGAGGUCGCCCAGCGUUCCCCUCCGGCUUGCCUGGCAGCAUGCCACCUCUGCGCUCACUCUCUCCCACACGUGCGGCAGGGCCCUGCGCAGAGCCAGCCUCUCCUGCAGCACCUUCCUUGUUUUAGAGGAAGUGGAAGAGGCAGGGCAGGCUGCAACACCCCCAGCCAGCUGCCCUCGGGGACCACCUGUCCCCCACGGGUGCUUGGGGUGCUGUCCCUUCCCCAGCUGUCGUCCCCCCCCCCUUUCCUGACAGGCAAUGUGGCAGUUCCACACACAGUGGCAGCUCGGUUGUGUCACGCAGGCCAGGCCAGGGGUGGUGGGGCAGGGGACUAUCUGUGCAGAGCAGUGGGCAGCUGAGCAGGAGCCCCCCCCAGCCCUGUGUCUCUCCAGGCUGUGAGGCCCCAUGUGGGUCCCUUCAGCAGGAGAGGGAGAGCCCAUGAGGGUCGGGGCGAGCUGAGGAGACGUGGGGUGAUUUCCAGGGUGGGUGUCAGCCCCAGGGGCUGCCAGCCGGGCAGUGUCACCCUCUGAACUGUUGCUGGACAGGAGAAACCCGGCUCCGGAGGUCUUUUAGGUUGAAAUGACCCACAAACAAACACAAAAAAAAAGAAAAAAAAAAUCUUGUAAAGUACCAUGAGGUGCCGGCUUAGCGGGUGACUGCUGGGGGGAGCGCUCGGUGGGAGAGUUCUGUUUUUUUACUUAACGACACAAAUUUUUAGUUUCUUUCAAAAUAGUGGGGAAAAGUGCAGAGCAAACCCCUAUUAACCACCCAGCGAGGCGCUGCCCCUCCUGCUCGCAGUGACUAGAUUUGUUUGUCUUUCUGAUAGGUUGAAAAUUGUGUAAUAAACUUGAUGACGUUGUCAAUCUUUUA